AGUUUGGGUUAAGGAGCAAGACUUCUUGGUAAUUAGUAGAAGGGUAAGAUAAUCUCUAUCUCCAAAUUGCUUAUACCAAUAAGCCAAAUAUUAUUUGCUAUAGAAUUAUCUUUGCAAAAUCCACACAACAACUUGAAAGUUGAAUCACAUAAUUUUAAUUUUACAUAUUGAUGUCAAAAAAAAAAAAAAAAAACCAUUUGUGAAAAAAAUGUGAAAUCAAUACACAAAUUACCUCAAUUUGAAAGUCAAUCUCCUUCCAUUUCUCAAAAAAGUCAAUCUCCUUCUAAAAAGAAAAACGAGUCUCCUAAUUGUUUAUCACAGGCUUAUCUUUUCUAUGACUUGAACCAUGGAAGCUCUAUAGAACCAGAAAAAGCUUCAUCACUCUCUAAUGGCGGCAACUACUUUUAUUCAAUUCACUCGGAUUACGCGCCAUUUUCCUGCUGUAUCUUCCAUACCCACUUCGUUUCUGUCUUCUUCACUCUUCAAACCUCGCCAUCCCUCUUUUCGCUCCAAGUCACUCCGCUAUUGUCCCCCUUUAUCCUUCAAUUCCACCAGGAAAUUCACUGUUUCAGCGUCUAGUUAUGUCGCAGCCCAUGAAACAUACGAUGUCAUUGUGGUUGGAGGUGGACAUGCUGGAUGUGAAGCUGCUCUUGCCUCUGCUCGAGUAGGGGCAAAGACUCUACUUCUCACGCUAAACAUUGACAGAAUUGCAUGGCAGCCAUGCAAUCCGGCAGUUGGUGGGCCUGCAAAAUCACAACUUGUACAUGAAGUGGAUGCCCUUGGUGGUGAGAUAGGAAAGAUUGCUGAUAGGUGCUAUCUGCAAAAACGUGUGCUUAACACAUCCAGAGGCCCAGCAGUUCGAGCACUGCGUGCACAAACUGAUAAGAGGGAAUAUGCUAUGGAGAUGAGGAAUGUUGUUGAAAAUACUGACAAUCUCUCGAUUAGAGAGGCUAUGGUGACAGAAAUCAUUGUUGGGAAGAAUGAUAAUGUUGAAGGAGUCCGGACUUUCUUUGGAAUGAAUUUUUAUGCACCUUCUGUUGUUCUUACUACUGGGACAUUCAUGAGUGGCAAAAUAUGGGUUGGAAGAACCUCCAUGGAUGCAGGAAGAGCUGGCGAGUCAGCCUCUGUUGGACUCACUGAAAAUCUUCAACAUCUUGGAUUUGAAACUGAUAGGUUGAAAACAGGGACUCCUGCACGUGUAGACACUCGUACUGUAGACUUUUCCAAAUUGGAACCCCAACACGGAGAUGAAGAGGUCGGCUGGUUCACCUUUGACCCUGAGCUUCAUAUUGAAAGGGAACAGAUGUGCUGUUAUCUGACACGUACAACAAAAAGUACACACACGCUGAUCAAGGAAAACUUGCAUGAAACUCCAACAUAUGGUGGGUGGGUUGAUGCUAAAGGGCCUAGAUAUUGCCCUUCUAUUGAGGAUAAGAUUGUUAGGUUUCAAGACAAGGAGUCACAUCAAAUUUUUCUUGAACCAGAGGGCCGAACUGUGCCUGAGCUUUAUGUACAGGGAUUCUCAACUGGUUUACCUGAGAGGCUGCAGCUACCAUUGCUGCGAACAUUACCUGGACUUGAAAACUGUACGAUGCUGAGGCCAGCUUAUGCUGUGGAAUAUGAUUAUUUGCCUGCUCACCAGUGCUCUAGAUCUCUGAUGACCAAAAAGAUUCAAGGUCUUUUCUUCUCUGGUCAGAUUAACGGAACAACCGGCUACGAGGAAGCUGCUGCACAGGGCAUCAUUUCUGGAGUUAAUGCUGCAAGGCAUGCUGAUGGAAAAUCCCUUAUUGUUCUUGAGAGAGAAAGCAGCUAUAUUGGCACUUUAAUUGAUGACUUAAUCACCAAAGAUCUCCGAGAACCUUAUCGAGUGUUAACAAGUCGUUCAGAACACCGAUUACUUCUUCGAUCUGAUAAUGCCGAUAGCCGUCUUACACCUCUGGGCUAUGAAAUUGGUUUGAUUGAUGAUAGACGCUGGAAACUAUACCAAGAUAAGCAAUCACGAAUUGCAGAGGAGAAAAAACGGCUGAAAACUGUCAGGAUUUCUGGCGGUGAUCUGGCUGCUGAUGUUACCCUUUUAUCUAAUCAACCGGUGAAGGAUUCAUCAACCUUGGAGAGUCUUCUUAAAAAGCCACAUAUAGAGUAUAGAGUUCUGGAUAAGCAUGGGUUUGGGAAUCAAUGCCUAUCCAAAAUGGAGAAAGAAUGCGUAGAAAUUGAUAUUAAAUAUGAGGGAUUCAUUGUCAGACAGCAACAGCAGCUGCAACAGAUGGUUCAUCAACAACACAAACCACUUCCAGACAAUUUAGAUUAUUAUUCAAUGACCACUUUGUCUUGGGAGGCACGAGAGAAACUCUCUAAGGUAAGGCCACAGACCAUUGGCCAGGCAAGCAGAGUUGGUGGGGUAAGCCCUGCUGACAUCACUGCUCUGAUGAUCAUUCUGGAAACAAACCGAAGGCAAGUUCAGGAACAGAGGAGGCGCCAGAUGAUGUCUUCUGUCUUAGUUGAGCCUGAGAAGGAAGAAUCUUCAGUGGUAGAGGCAAUCAGCUCUUAGUAUGUGAAUCUAUAUGUUGGAAAUGUAACUCUUGGUUAUCAUGUGGGCAUAAGCCUAUGCCGCGGUGCUUCAGCAUGGUGGGUUGUAUGAUAAACUACUCCAAUUCUUGUCUCUUGGACGGUUAGAAAUCCAUGAUGGAAGCUCUUUGGACCUUCAUUUCUCUGAAGCAACUGGCUCGGAUCAGAGAAAAUUCAACACCGGCAAGUAAGAAGAAAAGUUAAAGCAUAUAAAAGGUGAUGUGUCUUUUUUGUCUAAUCCUGAAUUAGCUUUGCAAUUGCCAAUUUUGUUAUUCAACUUAGUUGUGAUACACUGAUGCUAGUAUAGUAAUAUUAUAUGUUGCUUUGAAGCUGAAGUGCUUAUACAGAUACUUCGGCAAUUUUUUCCUCUUUGACAACUUAGUUGUAAAUAGGAACUUUAUUCAGAUAAUAUCCAAUUUUGUUCUUCUGAAUU
This is a messenger RNA of Chenopodium quinoa (quinoa), 2998 nucleotides long. RefSeq names its product tRNA uridine 5-carboxymethylaminomethyl modification enzyme MnmG-like. Gene Ontology annotation, biological process: tRNA wobble uridine modification; tRNA methylation. The transcript has 13 exons. NCBI's taxonomy places the organism in Eukaryota, Viridiplantae, Streptophyta, Magnoliopsida, Caryophyllales, Amaranthaceae. The record is from RefSeq and is a predicted model, not a curated record. Gene Ontology annotation, molecular function: flavin adenine dinucleotide binding. Bases 389 to 2548 code for a protein of 719 amino acids.